UCUCUCACUCUCAAAAAAAAAAAAAAAGUAUGGAAUGUGAAGUCAUGUUGCCCUCCAGAAAGAUCUUAUCAGUGUAUAUUCCCAAAACACCAUUCUCAUCCUCUCGGAACUGGGGAGUGAUUUUAACUUCAGGUUUAUGAAUUUACUCAUCAAAUCGAUACUGAUGGCUUACUCUCUAGCUUUUCUUUGCCUCUCAUGGGACCCUCCCCCAGAACCCACGCCCACAUCCCAUCUUGGACACACCCCUAAACCCAGUGUUGCCAAGCUCCUGGCACCUGCCUCAGCUGCUGCCUAAAAACUGAAACAAGAGCCCUCUGCGAAUUUGAAAGACCUUCCACUGGGUCUCCCCCAAAGUGCUGCCUGCUCACCGGUCACCCAGCCGCCUGUCCUCACUUUCUUGCUCCGUGGUGGGAGCAACCAUGGCCUGGAGUUUCCACGGGAAAGCCCAGCUUGGGGGACUGCUCCUCUCCCUCUUCGGCUGGGUCUGCUCAUGUGUCACCACCAUCCUGCCCCAGUGGAAGACUCUCAAUCUGGAACUGAACGAAAUGGAGACCUGGAUCAUGGGGCUUUGGGAGGUCUGCGUGAAUCAGGAGGAAGUUGCCGUGUGCAAGGCCUUUGAGUCCUUCUUGUCUCUGCCCCAGGAGCUCCAGGUAUCCCGAAUCCUCAUGGUAGCCUCCCACGGGCUGGGGCUACUGGGGCUCCUGCUCUCUGGCUGUGGGUCCGAAUGCUUCCAGUUUCACAGGAUCAGAUGGGUAUUUAAGAGGCGGCUCUGCCUCCUGGGAGGGACUUUGGAAACAUCUGCUUCAGCCACUACCCUCUUUCCAGUCUCCUGGGUAGCCUACGCCACGAUCCAAGACUUCUGGGAUAACAGCAUCCCUGAGAUUGUGCCUCGCUGGGAGUUUGGAGAUGCCCUCUACCUGGGCUGGGCUGCUGGUGUUUUCCUUGCCCUUGGUGGGUUACUCCUCAUCUUCUCAGCCUGUCUGGGAAAAGAAGACGUGCCCUCUCUCCAGAUGGCUGGCCCUAGAGCCUCGCCGUUCUGUGCCCCAGCAAAUGAGUCCAAUGACUCCUUCUAUCUAACACCAAGACCUAGGAACCUGUUCAUCUAGGACCUGCUUCUGCCAAGGAAUCUCCGGAAUAAAGGAAUGUC
Lynx canadensis (Canada lynx) is the source of this 1147-nucleotide messenger RNA. It is a transcript of the gene CLDN25, whose product is annotated as claudin 25. NCBI's taxonomy places the organism in Eukaryota, Metazoa, Chordata, Mammalia, Carnivora, Felidae. The transcript has a single exon. Gene Ontology annotation, molecular function: structural molecule activity. Gene Ontology annotation, cellular component: bicellular tight junction; plasma membrane. The record is from RefSeq and is a predicted model, not a curated record. Bases 420 to 1106 code for a protein of 228 amino acids. Gene Ontology annotation, biological process: cell adhesion; bicellular tight junction assembly.